Molecule: messenger RNA, 2333 nt
Organism: Macrobrachium nipponense
Lineage: Eukaryota; Metazoa; Arthropoda; Malacostraca; Decapoda; Palaemonidae
Product: carboxypeptidase Q-like
Exons: 9
Coding region: 158-1729 (523 amino acids)
Biological process (GO): proteolysis; peptide catabolic process
Molecular function (GO): metallodipeptidase activity
Source: RefSeq, a predicted model, not a curated record
AUUACAGAAGGUACGAGCAUCAGGUGUAUGUAUCUUAAGAGAUAAGGGAUAUACGUAUUCAAAAGACAAGUCGCACCAAACAUCAGCAGGCUUUAUAUAGCUCCAUCUUCCAACGCUGCCACAGAUUCCCCCUGCUCUUUGAGUUUCCAGUGAAGCAAUGACUUUAACAAAGACAUACAGUUUGCUAGUGAUAUUGUGCAGUGUCUUUAUUAGUGGAGGCAUUUACGUUCUCAAAGCCAAUGAAGAGCCCGACGCUCGUUUAUCGAAGCCAGUUGUCGAUUCUCCAAACAGCAUCAGUUAUGGUCAGUCGAAGCAUCGGACGCCAAAUGUAAACAAUGGAACUGAUGCCGAUUCUUCUUCUUCUUCCAGUAACUGUAGUAAUAUUCUAAGCCCCGGACUUAUUGAAGAGAUCAGAGGAUAUAAAAAAACUGUGGACCAGAUCAUUAAUUACAUUACCCGCGGGGAAUAUAAGGGAAAGGCUUACGAUUUUCUUGCAGCCCUGGUCGAUACCUACGGACCUAGAAUUACCGGUUCUGGAAUGCUGGAAGCGGCUAUCGAUCACAUGCUGGAAGCCUCCCGCGCCGAGGGUCUGGAAAAUGUUCGCACGGAGGACGUUGUCGUUCCUCACUGGGAAAGAAACAACGAGUCGGCUUGGAUGGUCUUACCUCGUCUUCACAAGUUGAACUUCCUCGGUCUGGGCAGCUCGGUAGGAACUCCCAGGGAGGGCAUCAAAGCGCCUGCGUUAGUCGUCAAGGACUUCCAGGAACUGGAAGAGAAUGCACAUCUCGCCAAAGGGAAAAUCGUGGUUUACAAUCCAGAAUGGGUAUCCUAUGGAGACACUGUACAAUACAGAACAGCAGGAGCCUCAAAGGCUGCCGAAGUAGGGGCUGUGGCGUCCCUGACCCGUUCGGUGACUCCAUUCUCGAUUGAUUCCCCCCACACGGGGCAGCAGUUUUACUCUUCCGAAGUCAAAAUACCAACAGGUUGUAUCACCGUCGAAGACGCUGCUAUGCUGGCAAGGAUGCAAGAAAGAGGGGAAACCAUUGAAAUCCUCCUGAAGAUGGGAGCCGUUAACUACCCCGACACGACGUCUCGAAACACCAUCGCUGAGGUGACAGGCUCCGAGUCUCCUCAGGAGGUUGUUGUGGUGUCGGGACACCUAGACUCAUGGGAUGUGGGACAGGGUGCUAUGGAUGACGGAGGUGGCGUCACCAUCUCGUGGAACGCAGCCGUGGUGCUCAGAAAGCUCGGACUGCGGCCAAGGAGGACACUGCGUGUCAUACUGUGGACGGGAGAGGAGCAGGGGUUAAUCGGCGGACAGGCUUAUUACCACCAACAUGUCGCCGACAAAGACAAUUAUCAGAUGCUAAUGGAAUCAGACAUUGGAACGUUCAACCCGCUAGGACUGGCCUUCAGCGGCAAUGAGGAGGCUACGUGUAUCAUCCAAGAAAUUAUGAGUCUCCUGGAACCUCUCAAUACCACUAAGAUUGUUAGCCCUAUGGAUGGCGGCCCUGACAUCGAAAUAUGGUCAAAAGCUGGUGUACCAACAGGUUCCCUCUACAACGCCAACUCUAACUACUACUGGUUCCAUCACUCCGACGGGGACACGAUGUCCGUCGAGGAUCCGGACACCUUAGACAGGUGCCUCGCCCUGUGGACAUCGGUUGCCUACGUCACUGCCGACAUAUCUCGGAGGUUGCCCCAUGAGAGCGCCCACGACGAACUGUGACGUGGGUUGUCACUUAAACACUUCGCGAACUGAGAUGCGUAGUUGUAAACAGUAGCAAACUCAUUUUCGCUCACGGUUAAUAGAUUGGGUUCUGCCAUACGAUACAAAGUUGACGUGACUUUUUUAUUGGAGAUGCUUACAUGGUGACGUAUAGGUUGCACUCUUUGUGUAUUUAAUCUCUCAACGUAAAAUUUAUUAGGUAUGGUUAUUAUGGUAAGUCAGUGUAUUUGAUUUAAAUAAAAGUACUUAUGGGUUGCGGGUGAAGGUUUUCCCAUAGUCCAUUUUUACCAUUUCAGAUGAACUUUUGAAAUGAAAAAAGGAAAAAAUAGGAAGAAAAAAUCCGUUUGUCUUAAUUGUAAACCUUGGUUUUUUUCUUCUUUUUAUUCGGGUAAUUUUUUCUUUCAUUCUUUGUUAAAAAUAUGUCGAGUCUAUUCAUUUAAAUCUGUUAAAAAAAUCGUAACGUUUUAUCAUUUUUAAAACAAGAGUUUGCACUUUCUUCUUCAUUGUAGUACAUAAGUUUUGCUGAUUUUACAAUCUUUACACGCUAUAUUUCUCUCUUUUUGACUUGCGUAAGACACUACAGCGCAAAUAAAGUUCAAAAGUA